Messenger RNA from Pogona vitticeps (central bearded dragon), 2530 nucleotides. RefSeq names its product uroporphyrinogen decarboxylase (gene UROD). Lineage: Eukaryota; Metazoa; Chordata; Lepidosauria; Squamata; Agamidae. Gene Ontology annotation, molecular function: uroporphyrinogen decarboxylase activity. Gene Ontology annotation, cellular component: cytosol. Gene Ontology annotation, biological process: heme biosynthetic process. The record is from RefSeq and is a predicted model, not a curated record.
UUUUCUUCCUUCCCUGACAGAUGGUAGGAGGGGGGCGGGGAGGAAAGACUGGCGGAGGCGGCAUUGGGACGGACAGGAUGGAAACGAACGGGCCCGCGUCUCCCACAGGGUUCCCUGAACUGAAGAAUGAUACUUUCCUCCGAGCAGCACGAGGAGAGAAGACAGAAUACACCCCAGUUUGGUGCAUGAGACAGGCAGGAAGAUAUCUACCAGAGUUCCGUGAGACCCGAGCAGCUCAGGAUUUCUUUGCUACUUGUCGAUCUCCAGAGACGUGCUGUGAGCUCACAUUACAGCCUUUAAGACGUUUUCCUUUUGAUGCUGCCAUCAUCUUCUCGGACAUCUUGGUGGUGCCCCAGGCCCUGGGCAUGGAGGUGGUGAUGGUGCCUGGCAAAGGACCUACCUUCCCAGACCCACUAAAGGAGGUGGAGGACCUGCUCAAACUUCGACAGAAGGUGGAUGUAGCCACAGAACUGGGCUAUGUCUUCCAGGCCAUCACUCUGACACGGCACAAAUUGGAGGGGAAGGUGCCUCUAAUUGGCUUCUCUGGCGCCCCGUGGACACUAAUGUCCUACAUGAUCGAAGGUGGUGGCUCCAACACAAUGGCCAAAGCCAAGGCCUGGCUCUACCGGCAUCCUGAGGCAAGCCAUCGUCUGCUCACAUUACUGACUGAUGUAAUUGUGGAUUACCUGGUGGGUCAGGUGGCUGCAGGUGCUCAGGCUCUUCAGCUUUUUGAGUCCCACGCAGGACACCUAGGACCGGAGCUGUUUGCAGAUUUCUCCCUUCCAUUCAUCCAGUCCAUUGCAAAACGAGUGAAGAGUAAGCUACAGGAGGAUGCCCUGCCUGUGGUGCCCAUGAUUAUUUUUGCCAAAGAUGCACAUUAUGCCCUGGAGGACUUGGCACAAUCUGGAUAUGAAGUGGUAGGCCUGGACUGGACCAUCCGACCUGAGGAUGCUCGCCAGCGGACAGGAAAAGGCAUUACCUUACAAGGGAAUUUGGAUCCAUGUGCUCUCUAUGCACCAAAGGAAAAGAUUGGGGACCUGGUGAAGAAGAUGUUGGAAGGCUUUGGCUCCCAGUGCUAUAUUGCCAACCUGGGCCAUGGCCUUUACCCUGACAUGAACCCAGAACAUGUGGGUGCCUUUGUGGAUGCGGUGCAUAAGCACUCUCGCCACCUCAGCAAAUCUUGCUAAAGUUUGGGGGAUUGGGCCCCAGGUUGGAUGGUGCACAAUGCACUGAACAAGCUGUACCAAAGGACUUCACAGGGAAAGCCUAUUUUUGCAAUGGUUGUGAAGCCAGGCCUCUGGGAAAUGGAAAAAGGAGGACUGUGUAAGUUUUCAAUGGCCCACAAUUAAAGUCUGGCUGCCCACUCAUAUUGGCCCCGUGCUUUGGUGGGCAGAUGGUAAAGGAAGAUUUUGAGGAAUGUGAAGUCUGCACUGCCUUCAGCAUGGAAUGUAUGACCCAGUGUUUUCCUACAGGAUAUUAAUGAGAAGUGACUACUUUUUACUGGUACCAUCCACUCGUGCAGCAUAUACAUGCAGUCCCUAACAUUCAUACCACCUUAUUCCCAUCAUCGAAUACAGCAAUCUCUGCCUCAAACCCAUAUGCUGGUCCCUAAUGAAUUAGUUGCCUAAUGGUAAUUCAGUGCCUCAUUGACUCAGUGGGUCUACUGUGAUUGUGAAUUACAACUGGAUUUAGGACAGGAUUUUUGGCUUUUAGUAUCUGUGAGUGACGAGUGAUGCUAUCUUGCGGUGGAAAAUCGGUACAAGGUCAAGAUGUCUGAAGCAAGAGGAGGACUGAAAGGAGAGACAUAAUUGUGCAUGUCAUGCCCACUAUGCCCUAGCCUUCUCUGAUCCAUAUUUCCUCUGCACGCACACCCAUGCAGUAAAUCUGCAAGAUGAACAUACUCUUGUCUGGGUGAGAAGUUAAUGUGCUCCUUGUAGCUUACACCAGCUUCUCUGUGGAUACAGUCAAUGGGCCCUAGGUCAAGAGGAGGCAGAACUCUCCUUCCCAUCCAAAAGGUCAGCACUGCUAAUCAAAAUAAAUCUGCAAGGAUGAGGGUUUGGAUGGUUACAAACGGUCCCUUUUGAUCCUGCCCAUUGCAGCAGCACCCCUUAUAAUGUACCAGUUGUCCUUUCACUAGUGCUUUAAAAAACACAAACACACAAAGGCCUGUCAAAAAGUUUUGGUGUCUCAUGUAGAACAACAAAUAAUGCCCCACACGUUAAGGUACAAUGCUACCUAAAGCUAGCCAUGUUAUUUUCGCCCAAGAGGGCUAAAACCCAUAUUCCGGUCUUUGUAGUAAAAAAUAACCUUUGCUUGCCCACUCAUGACACUUCAAACCUGCUGCCUGAGGUGUUCCCCUCAUUCUACCAGCCCUGUUUCUAAAUUACAUAGGUAUCUGACUGAUAAGCAAAACGGCUGGAGUGAUACAGAAAUGGCAUGAACAUUAUCCUUCCUUUUUUUUUCUUUUUUAUUAAAUACCAUGUCAAGAAGUUGUACACACAAAAUAAAGAGUCAGAUGUGAAGAAUGAUA